AUGCCCUCCAUAACCCACCCCCGCCUCCACUCCCUCAAUACCCACACCACCAAGGGGCGUUGGUGCCUGAGGGGCCUUGCCAGAGGCGGUGGUGCCCUUAGGGUCCUUGCCAGGAGCAUUAGCGCCCUCGGGGACCCUCCCAGAAACGGCGGCACCCCCAGGGGCAGUGGCGCUCCCAAAGGCUCUUCCAGGGAUGGCAGCACCCUCAGGGGCUCUCCAAGGGAUGGCGGCACCCUGGGGUCCCUGCCAGGGGCGGUGACGCCCCCAGGGGAUCUACCGGGGACAGCGGCGCUCCCAUGCAUGGCAGCGCCUUCAUGGGCCCUGCCAGAAGCGUUGGCGCCUCGACGCCCUAAGAGCCCUCCAAGGGUCGACGGUGCCCUCAAGGGCUCUGCAAAGGGCGGUAGCGCCCCUAAAGGCCUUGCCAUAGGUGGUAGUGCCCUCAGGGCCUUCCCAGGGAUGGCAGCGCCCUCAGAGGCCCUUCCAGAAAUGGUGGCACCACCAGGGGCCUUGAUAGGGGCGGUGGCACUCCCAAGGUUGGCGGUGCCCACAGGGGACCUGUCAAAGGAGGUGGCUCCUCCAGGGGCCCUACCAGUGGCGGUGGCAUCCCCAGGGGCUAUCCAAGGGGCAGCGACACUCCAAGGGGGCCCUCCCAGGGACGGCAGUGCCUCCAUGGGCUCGGCCAGAGGUGUUGGCAACCCUAGGGGUGCUGGCUCCCCCAGGGGCCCUACCAGGGGCUCUCUCAGGGACAUCAGCACUCACGGGGCCCCUCCCAGGGACAGCGAUCCUCCCAAGGGCACUGACAUGGAUAGCGGUGCUCCCAGAGACUGUCCUAGGGACAGUGCUCGCUCCCAGGGGCCCUCGCAGGGGCAAUGGCAUCCCCAGGUAGCUCCCAGGGACCCUCCCAGUGGUGGCGCCGACCCCAUGGAUGGCGGCGCUCCCAGGGGGCCUGGCUGGAGGGAUGGCGCCCCCAAGGGCCAUGGCAGGGGUGGUGGAGCCCCCAGAGGCCGUCCCAGGGAGGGCAGCACCUCCAUGGGCCCUGCCAGUGGCGUUGGCGCCCCCAGGGGCACUAAUAGAGGUGCUGGAGUAGGCAGAGGCCCUGCCAGGGGCGCCGUCGUCCCCAGGGGCUCUCUCAGGGACAAGCGCUCACGGGGGCCCUCCCAAGGCCACCGAUCCUCCCAGUGGCACUGCCAGGGACGGUGGCACUCCCAGAAGCUCUCCUAUGGACAGCAACGCUCCCAGGGACCUCUCAGAGGCAGUGGUUUCCCCAAGGGCCAUGCCAGGGACAGUGGAGCUCCCAGGGGCGAUGCGGAACCCCAGGGACCGUACCAAGGGUACGGGAGCACUUCCAGAUGCCGUGCCAGGGACGGUGGCACCCCUAGGGGCUCUCCCAGGAAAUUUGGUGCUCUCAGGGGCCCUCCCAGGGACUGCGGCGCCAGCAGGUUCUCUCCCAGUGACAGCAGCGCCCUAGGAGCCCUCCCAGGGACGGCGGCGCCCCCAGAGUCUCUCCCAGUGACAGCAGCGCCCUAG
This is a messenger RNA of Homarus americanus (American lobster), 1527 nucleotides long. Its product is annotated as basic salivary proline-rich protein 1-like. Lineage: Eukaryota; Metazoa; Arthropoda; Malacostraca; Decapoda; Nephropidae. Bases 1 to 1527 code for a protein of 508 amino acids. The transcript has 3 exons. The record is from RefSeq and is a predicted model, not a curated record.